Patiria miniata (bat star) is the source of this 1071-nucleotide messenger RNA. Its product is annotated as ficolin-3-like. Lineage: Eukaryota; Metazoa; Echinodermata; Asteroidea; Valvatida; Asterinidae. Bases 1 to 1071 code for a protein of 356 amino acids. The record is from RefSeq and is a predicted model, not a curated record. The transcript has a single exon.
AUGGCCAAACGGAUCUUCACUGGUUUUAAACUGUUUCACACAAUAUCCAUCAUUUGCCAAGGAGCUGGCUUGUCCAUCUCUGGAUUUGAAACUUCGUACAGUGGGAAACACACGUUUUAUGCUGCUGAAAAUCGCGCCCUAAAAGAGUUUGGGUUUGCAAUAAAAACUGUUCGUUCUCGUGUCAUCUGCGGACGGGAAUGCAGCAUGGAUGAACGUUGCAAGUCUUUUAACUUUAACAACUGCAACAAUACGUGCGAGUUGAACCUCGUCACAAGACGAGAGCAUCCCGAAGACUUCAAUGCAACUCAAGGGAGUGUGUACUUUGAUGCAAAUGAGGACACGCCUCUCUACUCACUGGCUCGCCUGGCUGAAAGCUCCUUGGAUCGCAACACAAGUUGCAAGAUGCUCUUAGAUGCCGGUUAUCGGUCAAGCGGUCUCUACACAAUCUACCCAGAGGGAUUCGGUAAUGGCGGUCUUCGUAUCUACUGUGACAUGGAAACUGACGGCGGGGGAUGGAUCGUGUUUCAGAGGCGACAAGAUGGCAGCGUGGACUUCUACCGUAACUGGGCCGAGUACCAGUCUGGCUUUGGCGAUCUGUCCGGUGAGUUCUGGUUGGGCAACGACAACUUGGUGACUCUGACGUUUGAUGAUUCACGUAGAACAUGGGAGCUACGAGUUGAUUUAGAGGACUGGGAGGGCAACACGGCAUGGGCGAAGUACGCAGGUUUUCAAAUAUCCCCGCGUGAGUACAAUCUGAAUAUUGGACAAUACGAUGCAAGCAGCACUGCCGGUGACUCUCUUCUUGGGCAUGAAGGGCCGGAUCACUUUAGAUUUCACGGAGGACGUCCCUUCACAACAAAGGAUCGUGACAGAGAUUCGGCAAAUCAUAACUGUGCACACAAGUUCACAGGAGCCUGGUGGUUUAAUAGCUGUUGGUAUUCUCACUUGAAUGGUCAAUAUUAUCAAGAUGAGAAUGCAAAUAGUAGAAUGGGCGUGCAAUGGUAUGCAUGGGGAUCGCGUUAUUAUUCUCUGAAAGCAUGUAGCAUGAAAAUGCGUGAAAUUGGGCCAUGA